GCUGGCCAUUUCGCCUCACAGCAGUCACAGCAGCAGCACGUAUCCGGAUGAGCGUCAGCUUCAUUCAGUCACUGCGACCUGAGCGACUUUUCUGCAGCUUCACCGCGACUCCGGGGAACAACAGCAGCACAGCUCCAAGGGUCCGACUCAGAAGAUCAAACAUUUCUCACUGUCUCACCUGCGUUUCCUCGUCACCACCAUGUGUCAGGUCAGGUGACCCGUUUCCUGAGCCCCCGUACUCCUUCAUGUCAGGUGAGUCUGAGUUGAGGUCUUACCUGUCAGGGGGCAGGUCAGAGGAGGAGGAGGAGGAGAGCGGGUCCCACUGCGGCACCAUGUCUCACCUGCAUGAAAUGGGUGGAGCUUCGGACGGGAGCGACAGUGGGAAUGACCCACCCACUUCAAUGAGUUCCCACCCACCGCUUCAGGAGGACAUGGAAAUGGGGAACGGCUCGAGCGGGAGCGGCACGGAAUCCCACGGCAACGCGUCCCACGGCAACGAGUCCGUAGGAAGUUUGAGCGCCAACAGCAAAGACUCUGCUCUGUUAGAGUCAUCAGGCAGCAACAAGAGUUCGAACUCUCAGAGUCCGUCUCCCCCCAGCAGCUCCAACGCCUACAGCCUGGUGAGCUCCGAGCAGGACCAUCCAUCCACCAGCGGCUGCAGCAGUGAGCAGUCAGCAAAGGCCAAAACUCAGAAGGAGCUCUUUAAGACCCUGAAGAAGCUGAAGCUUCACCUGCCUGCUGAGAAACGCAGCAAAGGUCGAUCGAGCACGUUACACACACUCCGUUACGCACUGCGCUGCGUCAAACAGGCCAAAGCUAAUGAAGAAUAUUAUCAGAUGUUGAUGAUAAACGACAGCCAGCCGCCAGGUCCAGAAGUUUCCUCGUACACCAUCGAUGAACUCAACAGCAUCACAUCUGAAUACACACUCAAAAACACGGACAUCUUCGCCGUAGCUGUGUCCCUGAUCACAGGUAAGAUUGUGUAUAUAUCGGAGCAGGCAGCGGCGAUUCUGCACUGCAGUAAGGACGAGUUUAAGGACCGGAAGUUUGUGGAGUUUCUGACGCCGCAGGACGUGAGUGUGUUCUACAGCUUCACCACUCCAUACAGACUGCCCUCAUGGAGCAUGUGCACUGGGGCAGAAUCAUCAGCUGCAGAUUUCGUUCAGGAGAAAUCGUUUUUCUGCAGAAUCAGUGGUGGGAAGGAGAAGGAGGGGGAUCUUCAGUAUUACCCAUUCAGGAUGACGCCGUAUCUCAUGAAGGUUCAGGACCCAGAACUGUCUGAGGAACAUUUCUGCUGCCUCAUACUGGCUGAAAGAGUACACUCAGGAUACGAGGCACCCAGAAUUCCUCCGGACAAGAGGAUCUUCACUACGACACACACACCCAACUGUGUGUUCCAGGAUGUUGAUGAGAGGGCGGUGCCUCUGUUAGGGUAUCUUCCACAAGACCUGAUUGGAACUCCCAUUCUUCUUCAUCUUCAUCCUGAUGACAGACCACAGAUGCUGGCCGUGCAUCGCAAAAUCCUGCAGAACAUGGGUCAGCCGUUUGAUCAUUCCUCCAUACGCUUCUGCACGCGGAAUGGCGAGUACGUUACCAUAGAUACCAGCUGGUCUAGUUUCAUCAACCCCUGGAGCCGCAAAGUGUCCUUCGUCAUCGGACGACACAAAGUGCGCAUGGGCCCAGUGAAUGAGGAUGUCUUUUCAGCUCCUGCGUUCACAGAGGGGAAAAUUGUGGACUCGGACAUCCAGGAAAUCUCAGAGCAGAUCCAUAAGAUCCUGCUGCAGCCUGUACACUGUAUGGGCUCCAGUGGUUACAGUAGUCAUGGCAGCAACGGUUCUCAUGACCAUCCAACCACAUCCAGUGAAACUAACAGCAAUGUCAACGUUAAUGCAGGCAACAGCACCACUACCACCGUCAACGAGGAGAGGAACAAGAUCAAACCGAGGUCAUUCCAGGAGAUCUGUAAAGGUGUUCAGAUGUUGAAGACACAGGAUCAGCAGGCCUCGACAUCUAAAGCAGAUCAGAAGAAAAGCACAGAAAGUGUGUCUCCAUCAGGACUGAAGUUUUCAGGAGUGAAGCAGAAGAACACUACCCCAGUGGUAAGAGGCGGCAUUGCAGCCAUGGAGGAGCUCACGGACCAAACCUUAUACUCCUACCAGCAAAUCAGCUGCCUGGAUAGUGUGAUCAGAUAUUUGGAGAGCUGUAACACAACUGUCACACCAAAGAGGAAGUACCAGUUCUCCUCCAACACGACCUCCUCAAACUCAGACGAGGAGAAGAAAGGAUGUGAUGGAGUGAUGUCCGGCCCACAAGAUUCUUUGAAGGCCAAUAAGAAGUCUCCAUCUGAUGUUGUGGGUGGGGCUCUGGCUCCUUUGGCCAUGCCCACUAAAGCAGAGAGUGUCGUAUCCAUCACUUCUCAGUGUUCUUACCGCAGCACUAUUGUACAUGUGGGGGACAAGAAACCACAGCCGGAGUCAGAAAUCAUAGAGGACGUGGCAGAAAGCCCCACCCCUCCUGCACCAGUAAGCAUAAUGACUCCGCCCACAGUCGAGCAGGGAGCCUAUAGGAAACUGGGCCUGACCAAGCAGGUGCUGGCGGCUCACACACAGAAGGAGGAACAGGCAUUCCUGAGUCGCAGCAGAGACCUGUGUCUCACGUCACUGCAGAAAACCUCUACAGAAAUCUCGGACAGAGACAGGGGACACGCUAAUGACUCACCAUCUGCUGCUUGUCCAGCCAGACCCGGCACGUCUGGGGCAGAACCCAUCACUAAAAGAAGCAGCCGAACCAAAAAGUCAAAAAAACCUCGUAUAAGAAAACCCGAAUCAUCAGACAGCGCCGUCUCUCAGCGCAGGCUCCGCCCACCUCUUCAGGGACUGAACCAAACGUCAUGGUCUCCAUCCGAGGCGUCUCAGUCUGCGUUCUCAGUGCCGUAUCCCACUGUGGUACAUGGGUACAACUUUUAUCCCACUACAGCACCCCCUGGUGGCGAGCGCAUUUCCGAUGCCCAGUCUGCUCAGGCUCCGCCCACCACUCCACAAUUCCCAGCCCCGAUGGUCACACCGAUGGUGGCUUUUGUUUUACCAAGUUAUAUGUUCCCCCAGCUUGGCAUGCCGGCACGCUUUUACCCGGAGCAGCAACCGGGGGUCAGCGCUCAGCAACCACAGCCCAACUACAACCCCCAGAAUCCUUUACAACCUCAGCAAACACAACCAAACUACACUACCCAACAACCUUUGCAGCCUCAACAAGCCUACACCAUCCAGCAGCCAUUUGUACCCCAACAUGCAUAUGUUUCCCAGAAUCCUUUUCAACCCCAAGUGCCAUACACACAGACGCCGUUCACUCCGCAGACGCCGCUCUCGUACCACAUGACUUCUGAGUCCAGGCUUCCUGUGUCCGAAUCAACUGAGGUUUCUUCCUCUUCUCCUUUGUCUCGCUCUCCACCGCUGUUCGGCUCUCACUGCAGCUCUCCAUUACAGCUUGACCUGCUGCAGCUGGAGGACAAAGUGGAUUCGCACAGUACAGCACCACUAUCAGGAUCCAGGGGGAACUGUGUCUCUGCACAGGAGAAAAGCGGCAGCGUGGCCGACAUGAAGCAGCCAUGUUGUGUUGAAGAUGGAGCCCCAAGCGAUGCCAUGUCAUCGUCCAGCGAGCUGAUGGACCUGCUGAUGCAGGAGGACUCAGGAUCGGCCACGUCCGUAUCCACAGGCUCCGCCUCCAACGACUGCAACACCUCAAAAAGUGGCACAGGAAGCAGCAAAUAUUUUGGGAGCGUGGACUCUUCUGAGCACGAGCACAAGCAGAAAAGGAAAGAAGAUGGACAAAGUUUUAAGUAUGUUCUUCAGGAUCCUGUCUGGCUGCUCAUGGCCAACACUGAUGAGAAGAUCAUGAUGACCUAUCAGGUGCCAUCACGGGACAUGGGGAAGGUGUUACGGGAGGAUCGGCGUUUGCGGCAGCUGCAGAAGAAUCAGCCACGUUUCACCUCCGAUCAGAGAAGAGAACUUUUUGAGCAACACCCAUGGAUGAGACGAGGAGGUUUACCUAAAGCCAUCAGUGUCAAGGAGUGUCUGUACUGCGAGGACGAGAUCGACGCCAUGUUAGAAGACAAUCUCCCUGAAAUGGAGCUGGGUAUUCUGGGAGGUGUGGUGGUACCAGAAGACGGCGUGUCUCACGUACAGGAAGGGGAGCGUCCUGUCUUCAACUGCGUUUCCUAGCAACUACCAAAAAAACAUAAAAACGUAGCAUGCUUACAGAGAACAGGAUCUUCCAACUCACACACACGCACGCACGCACACACACACACACACACACACACACACACACUACACACACACACACAUUACACACAUUACACACACUGCACAUGCUAUACAUGCCAAAUAAUCUCACUUUACCUUUAACUUUCGGGAGUGUGUGUGUUUGUGUGUCACUCCUGAAGCUGCAGAUCAGAUCAUUAACGCACACACACACUGUGGUACGAGGAGGAUGAAUGAUGUAUCUGUCAGAGUUUCUGUGACGUAAAAACAGAAUUAAAUGUAAUAAUUUAUGGAUGUGAGGAGAAGAUGAGGAGGAUGUGAGGAGAAGGAGAGGAGAUGUUGAGGAGAAGGUGAGGAGGAGGUGAGGAGAAGGUGAGGAGGAGAAGGUGAGGAGGAGCAGGUGAGGAGGAGAUGAGGAGAAGGUGAGGAGGAGGAGGUGAGGAGGAGAUGGAGAGGAGGAUGUGAAUAAAACAGUGCAGAGAGAAGAAACCUCAUCUGGGUUUAUUAUUCACACCACAAAACUCCAGGACCAGAAAAAACUCCACUGCAAUAAAAUUUUGAAACUUGAAUUAUUUUAUUUAUAUGACUUUAUGAUGGAAACUUUUUGUUUGCUGCUUUUGUUUUUUCUGGGAUUUUGUUUGUGUUUUGUUUUGUUAUUUUACUUGUGGAUAUUUUGGUGUUUAUUCUCAGAUGGAGGCAGUUGAUUUGUCUAAACACUGGUGAUGGAUUCUGUUUAUUUCGGUGUUUCUGAGAGUUUUGUGGGUAAAAGAUGAAUAAUCCCUGCGCUGUUCUGUUCCACUCGCGUGACUGUGAUGUUGAUUGUUUUUGUUUAUUCGGGUUUAUUUUUGAGCGACGAUCAGAAACUCUCACACUGUGAACUUUUUCCUUUUCAUUUAUUACUUGAGUCAGAAAUGUUUUUUUUACUGUAAUAAGUGAAGGUUUGGUUUACGACACAGAAUCAGCCAAUCGGCUUCUGCCGUCUGUUUCAGUGCUGCUUCUAAACUCACCUUAGACCCAAACGCUUCCCUCAGCGUUUCUCUAACAGAACGUCUGAGUGUUUCAUUCCUCUUACAUUCCACAUUCUCACCGCUGUUAUAGCAGCUAUAAACCCUCGUUCGCGCUUUAUAACAUGUAGCAUGUUACUGAGAACUGAGGAGUGUGAACUCCUGUCCUGAAGACCCCCGACUGUUACAGAGCACUGACACUGAAGACUCCUUACAAACACAAUGUCGCUACGUCAGCGAUCAGGCACCUUUAAAUCUGCGGGUUUAUUAUCCGCACUGAACGAUUUGUUGCUAUAGAAACGAUAACGUAUCAGAAUCCACAGCUUCUGACCAAUCAGGAUCUAAGUAUGAGACAAACAGUUAUAACAACAUGCUAGCUUAGCUAGCAAAAGUUUAUCACUAAGCGACAGUAUUGUCAUGGCAACUAGUGACAGCAGUGUCAUUUCGUCUGUAUGAAUUUGUCCAGUGUGAUCUGUUUAGCUGUAGCUGUACGCUGGUACAAAUCCACGUGUCAGAGUGUGUGUUAUAGUAUAACGUUUCAGUGAUACAUCUGAUCCAUGAUCAGGAGGGAAGUAAAGAAGGGAAUUGGACAAACGAGUGUUAAAGACAGCACUAAAACGAGGGCAUGAAAAGGUACAGAAUAAACACUGAGGUUUAAAUGGACCAAACACUCAUUUUUCUGUGUCUUUGUGUCUUCAUGACUGUUUCAUGUCUCUGUGCUCACUGAGACUCUUACUCUUACACCUUUUAUUUUCACUCUGGAAUUCUGUUACAGUUUGUUUUAUAUAAAAUGGAUAUUAAUGUGAAUAAAAACCCUCACUCUCUCUGUC
Silurus meridionalis is the source of this 6093-nucleotide messenger RNA. Its product is annotated as period circadian protein homolog 2-like. Gene Ontology annotation, biological process: entrainment of circadian clock by photoperiod; negative regulation of transcription by RNA polymerase II; circadian regulation of gene expression. The record is from RefSeq and is a predicted model, not a curated record. Gene Ontology annotation, molecular function: transcription cis-regulatory region binding; transcription corepressor binding. NCBI's taxonomy places the organism in Eukaryota, Metazoa, Chordata, Actinopteri, Siluriformes, Siluridae. Gene Ontology annotation, cellular component: nucleus; cytoplasm.